Messenger RNA from Wasmannia auropunctata (little fire ant), 2695 nucleotides. It is a transcript of the gene Gbs-70E, whose product is annotated as protein phosphatase 1 regulatory subunit 3B-A. Bases 696 to 1637 code for a protein of 313 amino acids. The transcript has 4 exons. Gene Ontology annotation, cellular component: protein phosphatase type 1 complex. Gene Ontology annotation, molecular function: protein phosphatase 1 binding; glycogen binding. The record is from RefSeq and is a predicted model, not a curated record. NCBI's taxonomy places the organism in Eukaryota, Metazoa, Arthropoda, Insecta, Hymenoptera, Formicidae. Gene Ontology annotation, biological process: regulation of glycogen biosynthetic process.
UACCCGGGUACCGCGCGCGAUCAUCGGCGCGCCGGCCGAGCCGAGAGACAUAUUUUUCUCUCUCUCUCUCCUCCUCUUUCUUUCUCUCUUUCUCUCUCUCUCUCUCCCCCUCUUUCUUUCUCUCUUUCUCUCUCUCUUUUCUCUUUCCCUGUCCUUUCCCCUUUCAUCCGCAUAUGAUAUCGCGGAUCUCGCGACUCGUUCGAGGAACGUCCGAUUGUCGUGGUACAGCGACGGUGAGAUAAGACUGCCGCUGUCGGUGGUGCGCGUCGGAGUCGGUGAUAGACACGCGAGCGAUGCGCUGCACAGCGGUCAUUAUCACGUGAGGAGGAAAGAACUGUCCGGCCGUUCCCCGCCGGUCCUCCGAACGCGAUCGGCGUUUUUUUUUUACAAGGACACCUCUGUUUAUCAUAUAAUACCCCGUGCAUAAUGGAUUCUCAAUUCGUGAUAGUACCCAACUAAUGUCACGUACAAUCGUAUUACGAGAGAGAAAUUAUCUCUCCUGGAAACGCAACUGUAAUUGACAAUUUGAUCCCGAAGUUUCGCGGAGCAAUUAAGAGGAUACCGCGUGAAGAAGGAAGGAAGGAAGACGUCGUCGGUGUCGUCGAGAAAGCGGAGCGGCGAGCCCGUGAGAGUUAUUUAAAUCCGCUCCUCGUCGCGUCUGAGGAGCCUGUCGUUACUGCGAGAAACUAGUCUAAAUGUGUUCGAUAGCGAUGCCGGCCGAACUGAUGCUGCACAGCCCCCCGGUGUACAGCCCCCUGCUGUACGGCCCCUUGGUGGUCACGGCGCCGACGAUCACCAGCCGAUCGGUGCCGCCCAGAAUCAGGCCGUGCCUUUCUUCGGGAUCCUUGUCCCUGGACUCGCUGCGAAAUAACGAUGGCAAACAGAAGAAACGGGUGGUGUUCGCCGAUGAUCGCGGCCGCCCUCUCACACAGAUUCGCGUGAUGUCGGAACCGAGCAACGUACCACCACUGUGGAGCACGGCUUACGUGGCCGGCCUGACCGGCGGUCUGCUCGGCAUAUCGAAGGAUCAGAGUCAGGAAGCGGCGCAGGACGCCACGCCGCCGUGGCAGGUGACCUUCCCGCAGCCGGCGAGCGACUAUCUCGCCUUUCGGCGUAAGCUCGAUCAGAACAACGUCAGCCUGGAGAAUGUGAUCGUCCGCGAGUCCGAGCAGUGUCUGGUGGGCACGGUGAAGGUACGGAAUCUGGCCUACGACAAGGAGGUCGUGGUAAGGGCCAGCAGCGACGGCUGGUCCACCCACGAGGACGUGCAUUGCACAUACGUGGCGCAGCCGGGGUCGCCGGGUCCCCUCAUCCUGUACGACACCUUCCGUUUCCGGCUCACCUUGCCGGUGGCGUCGAACGUCAUCGAGUUCUGCGUGAGGUAUCGCGCCGAGGGCAGGGAGUCGUGGGACAACAACGAGAGCCAAAACUAUGUGGUUAGGAAAAAGCAGGAGCCCCGAGUGCCGGCGACACGAUAUGACAAUGUCCAGACGGCGAAAUGCGACGGGCUCUCUAACGGCAAUGGGACGAGGGAUGGCAGCGUGCCGCAGAUCGCGGAUGCCACCAGGUUGAACAUGCGUACCUGGAGCGAGUUCGCGUCCUGGCAGCACCUGACCAACGACGCGCCCUACUGGUGAAUCGACCGGGCGAGGAGGUCGUGUGGCCCCCCUUCGUCUCGGUAUCGAAAUAUCAUCAUGUACGAAGCUGUACAAACUCUUCCAAGUCCUUCUCACCUCGGCGACGUUCGCCGGGACGUAGAUCACGCGGGACCACGAGCAGCACAGGAGGCAUCUCGAGGCACGUGAGUCGCCAGGGACGUGGGAACGGGGAGGAAUAAACGCGAGGACGUGAAGAGAGAGAUGCUGUGCGACGAAUUGAGAACGAGGAAACAAGAGCGCGCGUGCGGGAGAAAAAAAAGAACGAAAACGGGAGGGAGCGAUAGCGCGGGCGGCGGAGCCGGACGACGCCGAGCGUCGGAUAACGCAAUCUGCACGGUAAGCCCCGAUUCUCUCCCCUUAUCGCCUCUUUCGUGUAAGAAUACUUCGCCGAGUUUUAGCGCUUAUUUUCACGAUUGCCUGAAAGAAAGAAGCGAUUCGCGUGAUAAAAUGCUGCUUAUAAACGCUGAGAAAAUGCUGAGUAAGCGCUAUAUGUACUUAAACAUUCGCGAUGGAACGAAAAUCUGAGAGGGGACACACAGUUUUUAAUAAUUACAUUAUUUAAGAGAACAUACACGUGUAUACACGCAAAAUGUUUACGCGCGCGCAUUUUUUUUAAGUAAUUCUUCCAGAAUAGAAAUGUUUAAUCAAACGCGCGCAAACAUAUCGAGUUUCGUUGCACGUACGUUUCGUAAAUUUGAUUCUUCGUCAACUUUCACCGCCAUACUUAAGCCGAACGGAUCUACUCGAGUACUCGUAGCUUUACAUUCCUUACGCGUGCUUGAAAUGGCAAGUAUUUUUAUAGAUUGAUCCAUGCACGCGCGACAUAAAAUAAAAAGCGAGAAUCAUGCAGUUAUACAUAUACCGAUACAUCGUACUCGAAUUUUCAAUGCAGCAACAUUCACACAAGAUCAAUAUGCUGCUUUUAGAGGGAAUAUAAUAUGCUCUCGAAUUUUAAUGAAGCAUAUUUCAAGUAUACUUGCGAGAACGUUUACUCGUUAAAUAAACGUGGAAAAUAUUUUAAGAGAAAACAAUAAAUA